AUGCGUUGGGACGAUCCCUCAGACGCAGCCCUAUCACCCACCUCAGACUUCUUCCCAGAGUUCAAGGUCGAGCCUGUCUCACCUUCUAUGUCAGGUCUUGAAUUACAAGGCAGCGGCAUUGGAAAUAUCAACAUCGAAGACUCGGCUGUAUUCGGCGAAGAUCCCAUCACAGAAGAACCCCUUUUCCAAACACCAAACGCCCUGAUCACCCCUCCUCUCGCUGACAUACCUCGCGAGAACCUCUACUCCACACCACUAUCUUGGACAAGACCUUCAGCUGGUCGAAGGUCAGAAUCUUUUGCUCUAUCACCACAAGAAGAGUCCAAGCUUCGCAACAUCGCCAUGCCUGCCCAACAAUACCCCGCCUCACCCAACUCCUCUGCUUCCUCACCCGAGCCAUGCGAGAACAGCCGCAAGCGCAAAUCCAGCGUUGAGGACGACGACGAGGAGGACAGUCCACCACCAACUCGGGGGCACCCUGUCAAGAAGACAGCCCACAACAUGAUCGAGAAGCGGUACCGCACCAAUCUCAACGACAAGAUCGCGGCACUACGGGACUCGGUGCCCAGCCUACGGGUCAUGAGCAAGAAGAACUCCCGCGGCGAGGAGAUACAGGAAGAUCUCCAGGGACUGACGCCGGCGCACAAGCUGAACAAGGCGACGGUCCUCUCCAAAGCAACGGAAUACAUUGCGCAUCUGGAGAAGCGGAAUAAGUUCCUCAUGAAGGAGAAUGCCAAUCUGAAGAGCAGGGUCGAUGCUUUUGAGAUCUUAGUCAUGUCGAGGCAACAGCCGGGUGGUGGGAUGAAGCAACAGCGAACACCAUCGAUGGCGAGACAACAGCAGCAACAACAACAACAACUUCCACGAUACAGUAUGGACUUUGGUCCGAUCUGA
Messenger RNA from Mollisia scopiformis, 894 nucleotides. RefSeq lists its product as uncharacterized. Lineage: Eukaryota; Fungi; Ascomycota; Leotiomycetes; Helotiales; Mollisiaceae. The record is from RefSeq and is a predicted model, not a curated record. Bases 1 to 894 code for a protein of 297 amino acids. The transcript is spliced from 2 exons. Gene Ontology annotation, molecular function: protein dimerization activity.